Molecule: messenger RNA, 2467 nt
Organism: Tachysurus vachellii
Lineage: Eukaryota; Metazoa; Chordata; Actinopteri; Siluriformes; Bagridae
Product: oncostatin-M-specific receptor subunit beta
Exons: 16
Coding region: 109-2388 (759 amino acids)
Molecular function (GO): protein binding
Source: RefSeq, a predicted model, not a curated record
GCGCUGAAAGUCAUGAGAAAGAAGCUGCAGAAAAGUGGAUGAUUUUGGAAAAAAAAUAUAUAUAUAUAAAUAAAUAAAUGUUUGCAGGAUUUUGUUUCAAGUUCAGAGAUGCAAAGCGUUCUUUAUUUUGGGUUACUUACUGGAUUCAUCUGGUCAAUUUGGACCAUUUCUAACACUUCAGCAGUCUUUUGCAACUGCAAAAAUAUAACCUUGUGUGAAGAACGGUGUAACGUCUUUGAAGGAGUCCAGAAUUUGAGCUGCUUUGGACAAAGGAUUACAGAUGCAAUUAUACAUUACUACUGUGUCUGGAAUCCUGGACAAUACGAUAAAUAUUUUCUCUACAUUAAGCAAAGGAGAUGUUUUCUAAAGCUAACAACAAACAACAUACUAAGCAUUAAGGAAUCCCCAAUUUCUCUAACAAAUGACAAAAACCUGACAGCAUUCGCUAUCGCGAUGAGCGACGAUCAAAAAAGAUGCGCCUUCGCAAAAUUCAGCGGACAUCCAUUACUUAUAAUACAGUGUGGUCCACCCAUCAAUGUGUCUUUCAAGAGAAGUUACGGUUAUUUAAAUGUUACGGCUGAAUGGGAUGACAGCAGUGUGAAACAGUAUCAUCUGAAGUACAGGGAACACAACACCACUGUGUGGAAAGAGGUGAAGUCCCAGACCAGCAGAGACUGCACUGUGGGAGAUGUUGUCUCGUCUCAAUCGUAUGAAAUGCAAAUAUGGUGCGUUGAGACUCCAGAGUGUCCUCAGUGUCCUUUGAGUGAAGUCAUCAGAGUCCCACAAGAAUUAUCAGACGCACCUGUAAUAAUUGAAACUGGUUACCGUCUGGUUCAAACCGGACAGAGAAAGAUAACUGUGAAGUGGGAGUAUGUCCACAGUCAUGCAGUGGAAUUCUAUAAUGUGACGGUUCAGAAGGCAUCUGGGGAACCUGCUGUAGAGAGCAGCUAUUUCCUCAAGGUGCAAAGCGUCACUUUGUUUUUGUCUUAUUCUGCCUACAAACUAAGCAUCAGCGCUUUAAACAAAGCCGGACAAUCGCCUGCUGCGUUCUUGGACGUAGACGCCUUGGUGGAUCGGAACGACGAAGCUUUUAACGUCACUUUGAACAGUAAUAACAGCUUCAGUCUUUCGUGGAACAGCACGCUGUCAAGGAAAUAUCAUUGCUAUUCUGUUGAGUGGUGGGCAACAGAUGAGAAAUUAUCUUACAAACCCAUCUACAAGAAGAAAAACUACCAUACUAUCCAAACUCAGAACGUUGCAUUUCGGCCCUAUAAGAGAUACCACUUUUUCCUGCAUGCCAGGCAUGAAAAAGACACCUGCAACCUGAAGAAAGUCAAUAACAGUGAUGAAACUGUUGGAAGAGCCCAGGUGUACCUCACUGAAGGAACUCCACUAACUGCUCCUGGGAAUGUUAGCAGCUCUAAAGUUACCCAGAAUUCCUUUGUGAUCACAUGGAGCCCGGUAUGUGAGGAGGACUUGCGUGGCUUUCUGCAAGGUUACAUCAUCCGCCACACACAAGACAACAGCACCAAAGAUGUGUUGCCAGAUAUCAGAGUGCAUCCUAGCGUGAACAGCUACGAGUUGCUGAAUCUCAGAAGUGGAAGCAUGUACUGCAUGGAGCUGUCUGCAGUCACGGCUGCAGGGGAGGGAAAGAGGAGUGAAUCGAAGUGCUUUGAGACGUUGGACUCGGUGGCUGUUGUUGGAAUGUUGGUAGGAGUCAUUGCAGGUGUAUUUGCUCUGCUACUUGCCACUCAUCUCUGCUUUCGGCUUUUAAAAAGAUCCAAGAAUAUGCUAUGGCCGAGUAUACCCAACCCCUGCAACAGUAACGCUGUACAGAAAAUUGAAGGUGGUCAGGACCUGGAGGUGAUGGAGCUUCUGAGCAGGCCUUAUCUUGAAGAGACGGAGGAACAUGUGUUUGUAUUGGAGGCCAAAAUGGAGACACAAUUUGCCUCUCAGGACCGGACCAAGGCCAACCUUAUACCUAAUACAUCAUCUCCACCUGAGAACAAACCUUCAUCUCCUACAACUUCAACCACAAUAGACUCCACACCUAAGGAAGCUUUUCUUAUAGACAGUAAUCAUAAAGACUCUAUACAAGAUCUGCCUGUCGGAGCUAACAAUAUACAAGAACCGAAUAAGGUAUUAGGCACGGUGUCUGUCUCCACAGCUGUAGCGAAGCCAACGAGUGCUUUUAUGAGUGACUACACCACUAUGGAUCUUUUCCACCAAAUCACCAACGCCAUGCCUCCGACUCUUUCCAGCUCAGGAGCACCUGUUUCAGAUCCAAGUCAGGAGUAUCUCAGACAAUCGCUCUCUUUAUCCGAGAACAUGGAAGCGGAUCCUGAUCAAACCUAUCUUGCAGAAAGCACCGUCGAUACGUUUCUUUAACUGUAUAUAAAUACGUUCAGUAUACAAACCUAUAUAACCACAGAGUUCAAAGAACCUCCAGCCACCUAGAUCUUUUUCA